AUUCGGCCAUCGAGGUUCCCGAUUCCCGAGCUCCAAAACACCGACCGUACGAAAUACUUUAUACAACAACCACCACUCUACCACCCAAGGUCUGAAUCACGAUGACGUCCCCACGCCUGGUGUGGCAGCCAAUGCGCCACUGCAAAAGCAGCAGCAGCAUACUCGCACAACAAACACAACAACCAACCCGUUUCCUCUCAUCCACAGCAUCCGCAUCACAAGCCGCUGCAUCCUCGAACCCCCCCAACACCAACAACAACACCAACACCUCCCAACCAAACCCCAACCCACACCCAAACCCGGCGGCCCCGAAACCAAAAAAGCCCCUCACCCCCGCCCAGCAAGCCUUCCUCUCCUCAGCCCUGCGCGUCAACCAAGCAGGCGAGCUCGCCGCGACCCUAAUCUACACAGCGCAGACCCCGCCCGUCGUCGCGCGCGAACCGCACCUCCGGCCCCUGAUGCGGCACAUGUACGAGCAAGAGGCCGGCCACCUAUCCACCUUCAACGCGCUCAUCGCCAAGCACCGGGUGCGGCCGACGGCGCUGUACCCGGUGUGGUCGGCGCUGGCGACGGGGCUGGGGUGGACGACGGGGGCGCUGGGCCGGGAGGCGGCGAUGGCGUGCACGGAGGCGGUGGAGACGGAGAUUGGGGGGCACUAUAACGCGCAGAUUAGGCGGUUGUUGGAGAUGGUGGGGGAGUGGGAGGCGGAGGGGUAUGAGGUUGGGGGGGAGUUGCGCGAGCUGAUUGGGACGCUGCGGCGGAUUCGCGAUGAGGAGCUGGAGCAUCUGGAUCAUGCUGUUGAGCAUGAUGCGAAGAAGGCGGAGCCGUAUUGGUUGUUGACGGGGGUUAUUCGUGCGGGGUGUCGGGGUGCGAUUUGGGUUAGUGAGAGGGUUUGA
Messenger RNA from Chaetomium fimeti, 896 nucleotides. Its product is annotated as ubiquinone biosynthesis protein COQ7-domain-containing protein. Gene Ontology annotation, biological process: ubiquinone biosynthetic process. The record is from RefSeq and is a predicted model, not a curated record. NCBI's taxonomy places the organism in Eukaryota, Fungi, Ascomycota, Sordariomycetes, Sordariales, Chaetomiaceae. Gene Ontology annotation, molecular function: 3-demethoxyubiquinol 3-hydroxylase activity. The transcript has a single exon. Gene Ontology annotation, cellular component: mitochondrial inner membrane. Bases 102 to 896 code for a protein of 264 amino acids.